UAGGUCCGCUAGGUCCGCUAGGUAGUCCGCUAGGUAGUCCGCUAGGUAGUCCGCUAGGUCCACUAGGUCCACUCACUAUUAGGUAUGUUAGUCUCAGCUUAGCAAUUGUUCUAUUGGGUACGUUAGUCUUAGGUUCCUUGAUUUUGUCAGCCUUAGGUAUGUUAGAGUUAGCACUUGGGUGGUCUGUUAAGUAUACUGGAUCCGCUCGCUCCAGUACUGGGUCCAUCAACUGGUACCGUGUUUAAUUUGAAAACGUUUUGUAAUAUCUUUUGUUUUUUAAUCUUUACUUGUUAUUGUGUCAAGAGUAAGCUUGAAAAGUAUCACCAUAUAGUAAAAAAUAGUGUUUAUAGAGUACUACGCAUAUCCUGUGUAAAGCCCCGUUAUCACCAUUUUGUGUGUUGUGAUACUAUGCAUGUUCAUUCAUUAAAGCUAUGCUAAAUUGUAAACUUAAAGUAAUGACUUCUCGUCCUCCUAGCUACGUCACCGUGGCAGUACACUCUCGCCUUUGAACCACACGAUGUAAGGUGUAGGCUUAAUAUUUCAACGCUGCAGUUACGUGUGCCCUUUUGCAAAACAGCUAACUAAUUAUUCCAGCUUGGUUAUCUAAAUAGUCAGCCAUACAAAAUACAUAUAACAACAAUCACCCAUUACGUUACAUUAUUAGUAACCGGGUAUGAGGUGCCCGAAACAGGACUGUUGCUGCCCGCAACGUAUAAGGAUGAAUUAAGUUACAUUUAAAACAUCAAAUAACAUAUUAAAUGUGUUGAAACUACAUAGAACAAAUAAACAAGCCUAUACUUUAUAUUAACGGAAACAAGUUUUGCAAAAUAACAUAAAGCAUGGAUAGUAUGUGGGAAGAAUAGUCAUACGAAAACGUCUUUCAUGAAUAUAAUUAAUCCAAAGUGUAUGCGUUUUUUAUCUCAGGAAACUUUAGCAAGCUUACAGCAAGACAUAAGAAUAAAUAAUAAAUAUGCCUAAGAAUAAAACCAAGAACUAUCCAUGCACAAUUUGUAACGAAAAUUGUAAAAUGUCGUGUAUUGAAUGCUGGUCUUGUAAGGAAUGGGUCCACUAUGCGUGUUUGGACAUUUCGCAGGAAAACAUACAAGAAUGGAGAAACACACGUUUAAAAUUUUUUUGCAGCAAAUGUGCAACGACAAACAACAACAAAGAGGUAUACGAUUUCGAACGUGCUCUUUCCCGAAUAAAUUCCAGCCUUUCUGCAAAAUGCACGAAGUCUUUUUGUAAGGUUAUCGCCAACCAAGAGCUGUUGUUGAUUGAAACAUACAAAGCUCAACUCCUUCCACCAUUUCAUUACAGUCCUAUUGACCCGGUUAUGGAUAAUACAUCAACAAUGAUAUUAAAAUCUUUUCAUCCUUCUGUGUUAAGCACACACUAUCCGAUUAAUGCUAUUGGAGACGGCAAUUGCAUGUACAGGGCAGCAGCAAUUGCAUUAUUUGGCACACAGGAGUUUCACGUGCAGUUGCGAUUGGCUGUUGUAUUAGAAGUUUUAAAGUACCCAGAAUUCUACUGCACAAAGAAAAGCAAAUUUAUCUUGCCGGAUGUGAAUGUUGUAACGCCUUAUUACAAAGACGUUUGCUUUUCCGCAAGUCGUAUCAAUGGGUACGCAGAUUUGAUUCAUAUUUAUGCCCUAAGCGCCGCCGUCAGACAUAAAUUUACCUCAUAUAGGCCCACAAUUGGGCCAUUGGACAGGAGAGGAAUUGUGUACACAAGGGACAUUAAAGGAAGAGACAUCAAUUCGCGCAACAAAUUUGGGGGUAUUUUAAUGUGGACCAGUACAGAUUUGCACUCAACAAAACCUAACAUACGUAAAUUUCUUCCAAACCAUUUCUGUCUCCUACGGGAACGUUUAAAAUCAGAACAUGAGUUAAUUUCUGCUAUAACAAUUAGUGACAAUAGCACUGCAACACAAGAAGAACCCAUCCCAGAAUUUGACCCGGAAGAAGGUAUCGCAGAAUUUGACCCGGAAUUGACCCAGAAAAAGGUAUCGCAGAAUUUGACCCGGAAGAACCCAACCCAAAAUUUGACCCGUAAGAAGGUAUCGCAGAAUUUGACCCGGAAGAAGGUAUCGCAGAAUUUGACCCAGAAGAACCCAACCCAGAAUUUGACCCGGAAGAAGGUAUCGCAGAAUUUGACCCGGAAGAAGGUAUCGCAGAAUUUGACCCGAAAGAUUUGUAUGACCCCUUCAUGAACCCAAAUAAACAAAUUACAGAUGGAUUUAAAAAACUUCCUUUUAAAAAUACUUUUUUAUCCCUCCAGGAAGCAAUCGACAUUUUAUUAAAUCAUUGUAAACCAGUAGAACAGUGCAUUCCAAGCGGAGUGAAAGACAACGUUUAUUUUGUAGUGGAUAAUUUGGACAGUGUUGAGAGAGCAACAAAA
Ciona intestinalis (vase tunicate) is the source of this 2397-nucleotide messenger RNA. NCBI's taxonomy places the organism in Eukaryota, Metazoa, Chordata, Ascidiacea, Phlebobranchia, Cionidae. The record is from RefSeq and is a predicted model, not a curated record.